CUUGAUGUCUACUUGAAUCUGAAACCUUCUCUUCUUCCUCCAAGAUUGUAUUCUUCUGAUCACUGCCUUAAGCUCUUGAAAUUUUGUUUAAGGGAGUGAAGAAGGGAGGGAGGUGUUUGCAAUCAACAUAUAUCUAAACAUUACAUAUCUGUUUUGGAAAAAAGAGAGAAGUAAAGAUGAAUGAUCUAUUUUCCGCAUCCAUAAAAAGAUAUGCAGACUCGCCAGCCGGUCCCAUGGUUGACAUGGAGGCUGGUGCUGGAGCCGGCAAUGGUGAGCUCGAUCAAUUCUUUGAAGAUGUGGAGAAAGUUAAAGAAGACAUGAAUGCUGUGGGAAUUAUCUACAAAAGAUUGCAAGAUUCUAAUGAAGAGAGCAAGACAGUUCAUAAUGCCAAGACUAUGAAACAGCUGAGGUCUAAAAUGGAUGCUGAUGUGGCCAAUGUUCUCAAACGUGUCAAAGUUAUCAAGGGGAAGCUGGAAGCGCUUGAUAGGUCCAAUGUAGAGAGCCGGAAGAUUGCAGGGUGCGGACCAGGAUCAUCAGUUGAUCGGACCAGAACAUCUGUUGUCAGUGGACUAGGUAAGAAACUCAAGACAAUGAUGGAUGAGUUCCAAAGCCUGAGGACUAGAAUGAAUGAGGAGUACAAAGAAACUGUUGGGAGAAGGUAUUUUACGAUUACAGGGCAAAAGCCUGAUGAUGAUAUGAUAGAGGACCUCAUAUCAAGCGGUGAAGGGGAGAAUUUCCUUCAAAAGGCAAUUCAAGAACAAGGGCGCGGACAGAUAAUGGACACAAUUUCAGAAAUUCAAGAACGACACGAUGCAGUCAAGGAUAUUGAGAAGAAUUUGAUUGAACUUCAUCAGAUAUUUUUGGACAUGGCAGCACUAGUUGAGGCACAAGGGCAACAACUGAAUGAUAUUGAGUCGCAUGUGGCCCAUGCAAGUUCAUUUGUUAAACGAGGGACGGAGAACCUGGUGGAGGCUCGAGAGUAUCAGAAAAGCUCCAGGAAGUGGACAUGUUAUGCAAUUCUUCUUGUCAUUGUUCUGAUUAUAGUCCUUCUGUACCCUGUUUGGGCUCCCCAUCUGAUUAAUGCGAUAACUAAGAAGUAACUACGUUUUAGUUCUCACAGUUCUAAUCCCAAGGAAGUGCGACUAUGAACGUAGUCCUCAGAAAGGCAAAUGCUCCAUUCGCCAGCUGACGUGGGAUUUGCUCAGCAGCACAGCAACAUGGUUUCUUGUUUUCUUUUGUUAUACUACAUACUGUAAUUGUUGUUUAGGGCGUCGACUUAAACUUCUCUCGGCAGCAUGAAUUCUUGUUUUCUUUGUACAAUAUGUAUUGUUAUUUUAAUAUUAAGGGUCGUUUGGCUAACGUCUUCAUUUUCCUCAGGAAAAAUUGUUGAACGUUCCUUCUGGCGUUAUUCCUCUUUGUACACUUUGUACGAUAUGCACGAUAUGUAUUGUUCUUUAAAAUACAAUGCCAGUUUAU
Daucus carota subsp. sativus is the source of this 1476-nucleotide messenger RNA. RefSeq names its product syntaxin-124. Gene Ontology annotation, cellular component: endomembrane system; SNARE complex; plasma membrane. Gene Ontology annotation, molecular function: SNARE binding; SNAP receptor activity. The record is from RefSeq and is a predicted model, not a curated record. Gene Ontology annotation, biological process: intracellular protein transport; exocytosis; vesicle fusion. The transcript has a single exon. The coding region runs from base 177 to 1100 and encodes 307 amino acids. NCBI's taxonomy places the organism in Eukaryota, Viridiplantae, Streptophyta, Magnoliopsida, Apiales, Apiaceae.